AACCCGACCGCAACUCACCCCGAGUUCACCUUUUCAUACCGGCGACAGACGCUCCUCUCCGGCAGAGAACCGCGCCGCAUCCGUCGCGCCAAGCGACCCUGUUUCUGGGGGGCGGGGUCGACGGACCAGUCGGUCAGUCAUCAUCCGAUGUAAAUACGACAAAAAAAACCUUCAUGUCGCGGAGUGCGUUUUUAUUUCUGCAAACUUUGGAUAAACCAGGACCGCACCGUCAAUCUACGAGAGCAGGUAAGGGGGUGCCAUGCCAGCUGCUGUUCCCCCUGUGCUCCCCCUCUCCACCUGGUGGUGGUGUCUGGUACUGCUGCAGCUUCCACAGGCCCUGACCCAGCCCCAGCUGGACCCUAACCCAGAGAAGGCCUCUCCCGCUGGGCAGGCCUUCCCUUACCUCUCCCUGGAUGGAUCUCCCCUCAACCACCUCCUACUGGACCCCAGGUCUGGUCAUCUGUACGUGGGGGCGGUCAACCAUCUCUACCAUCUGUCCCCUGACCUCCAGGUGCUGUCCUCCAGUCAGACUGGCCCCAAACUAGACAGUCCUGAAUGCCUGCCCCCCAUAGUCCCCAGGGACUGCCCCACCGCCCGGGUCACCCCCAACACCAAUAAGAUCCUGCUCCUGGAGGAAGGCGUGGACGCGGUGGGGUCAGAGGUCGGGGCAAGGAGCCUGAUCGUGUGCGGGACAUUGUUCCAAGGUAUCUGUGACAAGAGGAGUCUGGGUAAUGUGUCCGAGGUGCUCUAUCAGACGUCCAACCCAGUGGACACGCAGUACGUUGCCGCCAACGACCCCCGCGUCUCCACCGUGGGUGUGAUCUUGAACCAGAAGGGGGUGGGGCUGAUGCUAGUGGGGCGUGGCUACACUAGUAAAGGCCCCAGCGACAUCCCACCAAUCACAACGCGCCGUCUAUCCCCCAGUUCCUCCCCCUCCCGCCAGGCCUUCUCUCAAGACGAAGAACUAGGGAAGCUGGUUGUCGGGAGCUACUCCGAGUACAACAACAACUUCGUAUCGGCGUUUAACCACAGCGACCACGUCUACUUCCUGUUCUCGCGGAGGGAUAUGUGGCACCGGAAGGAGUACCGGACCUACGUUUCUCGUCUCUGCGCCGGGGACCGGAGCUUCUACUCCUAUGUGGAGGUUCCGUUGGAAUGUUCCGGCGGUUACAAUCUCGCCCAGGGGGCAUCCCCCGCCGAACACCAGGGGCGGCCGGCGCUGUUCGUUGCCAUGGCGGCGGGGCAGGCAUCGACGCCCACGGCAACGGGUCGCUCGGCGCUGUGCGUUUAUGGGAUGUCAGAGCUGGAUGCGUCGCUGCAGAGGGCCCAGGAGCUGUGCUAUACAGAGGGAGGAAGAGGAAGGACGGGACAGGAGGAGGCAUACAUAGAGUAUGAGGUGUCGUCCAAGUGUCUACGCCUGCCCAAGGAUUCGUUAAAGGAGUACCCAUGUGGAGGGGAACACACCCCCAGCCCCAUCGCCUCUGCGGUUCCCCUGUCAGCCACCCCCUCUCUGACCAGGGAAACCCAGCUCACCGCUGUCACCACCACUACCGAGGCCGGCCACACCAUCGCCCUGCUGGGGGACAAGAAGGGCUGGCUGCAUAAGGUAUUUCUCCAGACGGACACAACGGGGAUGUUGUAUCAGAGUGUAUUGGUGGACCAGGACAGUCCAGUCAACGCUGACCUACUACUGGACCAGUCUGGACAGAAUGUCUACGUCCUCACUGAUGGCAAGGUGUCCAAGGUGUCUGUAUCUCAGUGUGAACAGCAGCCUGACUGCCAGUCCUGUCUGUCUGUCAGAGAUCCUUACUGUGGCUGGUGUGUCCUGGAGGGAAGAUGCACUCGUAGACUGGAGUGUAGUCGUGAGGGCCAAGCCAACCACUGGCUGUGGAGCUACCAGCCUGCCAACCAGCCUGCUGACCAGCCUGCCGACCAGCCUGCCGACCAGCCUGCCAACCAGUGUGUGACUGUCCAGAGCCUAAAGCCUGCCAUCCAGAGCAGAGAGGAGGCGACUCAGGUGUCUCUAACAGUGGCCCAGCUGCCCACCCUUUUAGAGGAGGAGUCUCUUUCCUGCUCCUUCGGAACCCUCCCCCCUCAGCCAGCCAUCGUCAAGGGAACCACCAUCACCUGUCAAUCACCCCUGCCUGAGCUCCUCCCACCCAGCCCACCAGGAAGUGACCAUGUGUCCCUACGUGUGUCUGUGAUGUUCAGAGACGUGACCAUCUCUAGCAGUGACAUCAUCUUCUACGACUGUCGAGCUGUGGGGCGACUCAACAUCACCUCCCCGUGUAUGGCGUGUGUGGGCAGUGUGUGGCCUUGUAGCUGGUGUGUCCUGGGUGGGCUGUGUACCCACACCAACAACAGCUGUCCCAGGCAGCACACCAUACACAACUCACUGGAGGAGCAGUUGGAGCCGCGGGGUCCAGAAUCUUGUCCCUGUGUGUGGGCUCUACAGAGCUCUCCUCUGGUCCCCAUGGGCUUCCUGUCCCCUCUGACCCUACUGGGCAGGAACCUGGACAUGUUUCAGGGGGAGGAGCAGUAUGUGUGUGUCGUGGUUGUGGAAGGGGAGGAGCUUAAACUGAAUGCCACUCUGGAGAAGGAUCCGGAAACCAUGACGUACACCUUCACCUGCUCUGCCCACAAGUUCCAGUACCCAGUUAACCAGUUGGAAUAUUCAGCUCCCAUCUAUCUACAGAGAGGCUCCCAUCACAUCGACUCUGCACCCAAUCUCAGACUGCAGCUAUAUGACUGUUCAGUGGGCCAGUCUGACUGUAGCCAGUGCAGAGCGGUGCCAUCAGAUUAUGGCUGUGUCUGGUGUGGAGGAGAGUCACCUGGCUGUGUCUACCACCUGUCCUGUACCAGCUCACCUGGGCCAGAAGACGCCUGCCCUCCGCCUCACAUCAUACAGAUCGAGCCAGUGAGUGGUCCGGUGGAAGGGGGUGUGCUGGUGACCAUCCAUGGGUCUAACCUGGGGAUGCACUACCAGGACAUCCAGGGAGGAGUGACUGUAGCUGGGGUCAGCUGUCUGCCUCAGCCCCAUGGAUACCUCAUCUCGACCAGGAUAGUGUGUGAGCUCCAGCCCAGUAAACAGGAGACACAACCCUGCUACAUUGUUGAGGAGGUGAAUGGGACUCACCUGGUAUGCAGGACCAGCCCCAGUAACCAGACAGCAGAGCUGACAGUGAGGGUGUUGUUUGGGAAGGCAGAGAGGAGCGUACCUGGGCAGGUGUUUCACUACAUGGAGGACCCUGUCAUCACCGCAGCAUCGCCUGCUGAGAGCUUCUACGAGGGUGGGCGUAAUAUAAAGGUGAGUGGGCGUAACCUGGACGUGGUGCAACAGCCAAUGAUCUCCGUGCGGUUGGAGCACAUGGCAGAGAACAUCCUGGUCAUGAGAAGGAGGAGAUACGCCAGACUGUUGGCCAAGAACCGCCUACUAGUCUUCAACAGCACCGUGUCAAAGAAGCAGGAGCGUUGUAUGGUGGUCUCGCCCUUUGAGAUGACCUGUGUGACCCCGAGUGUGACCCAUGACUCCAAGGUCAUGGGGGUGUGGUUUGAGCUGGACAACGUUAAGGUGUCGUUUGAGAGCGUCGCGGGGAAGACGUUCUCUUACUAUCCCAACCCCGAGCUGUUUGCUCUGAACAGAGAUGACCCUGACACACCCUACCGCUUCAAACCUGGAGGGGUCAUCGCUGUAGAGGGUAAGGACCUGACGCGUGCCAUGACUCGUGAUGAAGUGGUAGCCAGGUUAGGUGACCAGGCGUGUGAGGUCAAGACUCUAGACAGCACUCACCUGUACUGUGAACCACCUGAGAAACAACCAGACAGUCUAGGGAGCAACCAACUGCCCAGCCUGAGGGUGGUAAUGGGGAAGCUGAACGUAGACCUGGGCACAGUGCAGUAUGACACAGAAGGCCUCUCACCUGUCCCUCUGGCUGCCCAGGUGGGUCUGGCUGCAGGGGCUGCUGUGGUGGUCCUAGUGGUGCUGGUCAUCAUCCUCAUGUACAGGAGGAAGAGCAAACAGGCCCUGAGAGACUACAAGAAGGUUCUGGUUCAGCUGGAGACUCUGGAGAUCAAUGUGGGAGACCAGUGCAGGAAGGAGUUCACAGAUCUGAUGACAGAGAUGAUGGAUCUGAGUAGUGAUGUGGGUGGACCAGGUAUUCCUCUCCUGGACUAUAAGACAUAUGCAGAGCGCGUGUUCUUCCCCGGCCAGAGGGGGGCGCCCCUGAGUCAGAACCUGGACCUGCCAGAGUCCCGCAGACGGACGGUGGAACAGGGCCUGGGACAACUCAACAACCUCCUCAACAACAGACUGUUCCUUAUCAGGUUCAUCCACACGCUGGAGGCCCAGCAGAACUUCUCCCAGCGUGACCGUGGCUACGUGGCGUCUCUCCUGACCAUGGCCCUGCACGACAAGCUGGAGUACUUCACCGAUGUCAUGAAGACCUUACUGGGAGACCUGGUGCAGCAGUACGUCGCCAAGAACCCCAAACUCAUGCUGCGCAGGACGGAGACAGUGGUGGAGAAGAUGCUAACCAACUGGAUGUCCAUCUGUCUCUACUCCUUCCUCAAGGAGGUGGCUGGGGAGCCCCUGUAUAUGCUGUACAGAGCCAUCAAGUACCAGGUGGAUAAGGGACCAGUAGACGCUGUGACGGGGAAGGCCAAGCGUACCCUGAACGACAGCCAUCUGCUGAGAGAGGACAUCGACUACUGCUCUAUCACUCUGACGGUGAUGGUGAAGAGUGGUGUGGAGGUGCAGCCGUGUCCCGUCAAGGUGUUGGACACUGACACCAUCACACAGGUCAAAGACAAGAUCCUAGACCAGAUCUAUAAAGGAGCUCCCUUCUCACAGAGACCUGCUGCAGACUCACUAGACCUGGAAUGGCGAUCGGGACAGGCGGGUCACCUGACACUGUCAGACGAUGAUGUCACAGCGAUCGUCCAGGGGCGCUGGAAGAAACUCAACACUCUGCAGCACUACAAGGUGCCAGACGGAGCAACAGUGGCUCUGAUCCCCAGAUCAGCUGCUGUCGUGGGGAUUCACCAGGUCUACCAGACUGGAGAGAAGACACCCAUGUUGGAGGGGGAUGGGGAGGAGGGGCUGAGGCUGUGGCACCUGGUGAAGUCCAACGAGGAACCAGAGAUCCCCAAACACAGGAAGAGCAGCAUGAGAGAGAGGGAGAGGGCCAAGGCCAUACCAGAGAUAUACCUGACACGACUACUAUCUAUGAAGGGGACGCUGCAGAAGUUCGUUGACGAUGUGUUCGUAGCCAUCCUCAACACCAAGCGCCCUCCUCCCAUCGCUGUGCGCUUCUUCUUUGACUUCCUGGAUGACAUGGCGGAGAAACACGGCAUCGACGACCCCGAGACCGUGCACAUCUGGAAGACCAACAGCCUGCCUCUGAGGUUCUGGGUCAACAUCCUGAAGAACCCUCAGUUUGUGUUUGAUGUCCAGGUGACGGAUAGCGUGGACGCCGUCCUCUCGGUCAUCGCUCAGACGUUCAUCGACUCCUGUACCACCUCCGAACACAAAGUCGGACGGGACUCUCCAGUGAACAAGCUGCUCUACGCCAGAGAGAUCCCCAGAUACAAGCAGCUGGUUGAGAGGUACUACAGUGACAUCCACAGUGCAGCAUCUGGCUGUUACCAAGAGAUGAACUCUACUCUAACGGAGCUGUCUGGGAGUUUUGGAUCAGACAUGAACAGUCUGGUGGCUCUGCUUGAGUUGUAUAAGUACAUCAACAAAUACUACGACCAGAUCAUCGCGUCUCUGGAGGAGGAUGCUGCUGGACAGAAGAUGCAGCUGGCCUAUCGUCUUCAGCAGGUCGCGGCCCUGGUGGAGAACAAGGUCACUGACCUCUAACCUCUCACCUCUGACCUGUGACCUAUCGUCUACAGCAGGUCGCCGCCCUGGUGGAGAACAAGGUCACUGACCUCUAACCUGUCACCUCUGACCUGUGACCUAUCGUCUACAGCAGGUCGCCGCCCUGGUGGAGAACAAGGUCACUGACCUCUAACCUGUCAACUCUGACCUGUGACCUAUCGUCCCCAGCAGGUCGCUGCCCUAGUGGAGAACCACAGACUGCCAGGGCUGCGUUCAGUACAACAGAACGUUACGCCAGAUACAGCAGAGAACGCGGAACACUCAGAUCCACUUCCUCAUGGUUUUUUUUUAUCCGGGAUCGGGGCCCACUCUUGGUCUGUUUAUUGCCCUCUGCCCGCGGAGGGGGCGCCUCAGAGUGAAACAUCUCACUGGAAAAAUGUAUUCUGGUAGGGGCAGAGUUGUUUCCUCUCUGGAGGAACCAAACCCACGUGAGAAAGGAAACGCCCACUUCCACAGAUCAUUUAAAUAAAAUGGCCAGAGUAAACUUAUCCUAUUUAUCCCCCAUAAAUGCUUUAUGUUACGUGUGUGUGUGUGUGUGUGUGUGUGUGUGUGUGUGUGUGUGUGUGUGUGUGUGUGUGUGUGUGUGUGUGUGUGUGUGUGUGUGUGUGUGUGUGUGUGUGUGUGUGGCGUUGCAACCGAGGACAGAUGAUUUUUACACUCAUCGAGCUUCAGCACUUGGCGGUUCCGUUCUGUGAGCUCGUGUGGCCUACCACUUUGUGGCUGUGCCGUUGUUGCUCCUAGACGUUUCCACUUCACAAUAAACAGCACUUACAGUUGACCGGGGCAGCUCUUGCAGGGCAAAAAUUUGACGAACUGACUUGUUGGAAAGGUGGCAUCCUAUGACGGUGCCACGUUGAAAGUCACUGAGCUCUUCAGUAUGGGCCAUUAUACCGCCAGUGUUUGUCUAUGGAGAUUGCAUGGCUGUCUGCUCAAUGUUAUCCACCUAUCAGCAACGGGUGUGGCUGAAAUAUAAUCCCCUAAUUUGAAGGGGUGUCCACAUACUGCUGUCUAUAUAUAUUUGGGUGUAGAGACGGGGUACGUUCCAGGGUGUCUGUAUUGCAGUCAUGUUGCACAGAUGAUCACAUGUCACACCGACCUAUAUUAACCCCCUGAGCUGUACAGGUCGACUGCAACAUGGACGUUCUGUAACGAGCCCACAGUCUAGUCUUAACAGUCAGGUUGACCACUAUAGCCACCGUUGGGGGGCCUCCACCCUGCAGCUCUCUAGACUAUCAGACUCUCUCAGUAACUGUCUCUACAGAUGGACGGUCAGGUUGACCACUAUAGCCACCGUUGGGGACCCUGCAGCUCUCUAGACUAUCAGACUCUCUCAGUAACUGUCUCUACAGAUGGACGGUCAGGUUGACCACUAUAGCCACCGUUGGGGGGCCUCCACCCUGCAGCUCUCUAGACUAUCAGACUCUCUCAGUAACUGUCUCUACAGAUGGACGGUCAGGUUGACCGUGUUUGGUCUUUUUUUGAAAACAUUUUUAGCAAAACCAUUUCCCUUGUUAGCAGUAGUUUUGUGAACAUCUUUAUCUUUGAAUACCAGGAAAUACAAGCUCAAUUUCUGGCGAUGUAUUAAAAUGUUUUAUUUCCUUAAAAUGCCCCCUACUCCCCAUGUCUUGUUGUUUUGAAAACCAUUUUACGAUUAUUUAUGACACGCUGAAGGUUUUAAAGCAGUCUAAUCUGUAUGUUCUGUGCUAUGUUCUUGAAGCUGGCCACUGAACUCAAUACAAGCUCUUUACUGAAAAACAGAGACACGUUGUUGUUACAACCUAGCCUGAGUACCAGUCUGUUACUGCUCUGUGGGGGUCUGAACCUAGCCUGAGUACCAGUCUGUUACUGCUCUGUGGGGGUCUGAACCUAGCCUGAGUACCAGUCUGUUACUGCUCUGUGGGGGUCUGAACCUAGCCUGAGUACCAGUCUGUUACUGCUCUGUGGGGGUCUGAACCUAGCCUGAGUACCAGUCUGUUACUGCUCUGUGGGAGUCUGAACCUAGCCUGAGUACCAGUCUGUUACUGCUCUGUGGGGGUCUGAACCUAGCCUGAGUACCAGUCUGUUACUGCUCUGUGGGGGUCUGAACCUAGCCUGAGUACCAGUCUGUUACUGCUCUGUGGGGGUCUGAACCUAGCCUGAGUACCAGUCUGUUACUGCUCUGUGGGGGUCUGAACCUAGCCUGAGUACCAGUCUGUUACUGCUCUGUGGUGGUCUGAACCUAGCCUGAGUACCAGUCUGUUACUGCUCUGUGGGGGUCUGAACCUAGCCUGAGUACCAGUCUGUUACUGCUCUGUGGGGGUCUGAACCUAGCCUGAGUACCAGUCUGUUACUGCUCUGUGGUGGUCUGAACCUAGCCUGAGUACCAGUCUGUUACUGCUCUGUGGGGGUCUGAACCUAGCCUGAGUACCAGUCUGUUACUGCUCUGUGGGGGUCUGAACCUAGCCUGAGUACCAGUCUGUUACUGCUCUGUGGGGGUCUGAACCUAGCCUGAGUACCAGUCUGUUACUGCUCUGUGGGGGUCUGAACCUAGCCUGAGUACCAGUCUGUU
This is a messenger RNA of Oncorhynchus keta (chum salmon), 8429 nucleotides long. It is a transcript of the gene plxnb3, whose product is annotated as plexin B3. The coding region runs from base 260 to 5860 and encodes 1866 amino acids. NCBI's taxonomy places the organism in Eukaryota, Metazoa, Chordata, Actinopteri, Salmoniformes, Salmonidae. The transcript has 38 exons. Gene Ontology annotation, biological process: regulation of cell shape; semaphorin-plexin signaling pathway involved in axon guidance; negative regulation of cell migration. Gene Ontology annotation, cellular component: semaphorin receptor complex. Gene Ontology annotation, molecular function: semaphorin receptor activity; protein binding. The record is from RefSeq and is a predicted model, not a curated record.